GCAGCGUUCCUCUGGAGUUUGACUGCAAUUCAACACUUUUAGUUCUGCAAACCAGUGGGACAUGCCGACCAGUAACGCUGCAGCGCCGGUCAAAAAGAAGGUACUUGGUGCAAAGUCGCAAAAAGCUACCAAUAAAAGAAAAGAGGAGGACGACGACAAUGGGGAUUCCAGUUGGGAAGAAAGAGUCCAGGGGAAACUUAUUAAACCUGCAGAUCAACUGGAGCUGACUGAUGCUGAACUGAAAGAGGAAAUCACAAGGAUCCUGACCGCAAAAAAUCCACAUGCCCCUCAAAAUAUUGUCCGAUACAGCUUCAAGGAAGGAGCCUUCAAGCUGACCAGCGCUGUGGAUCAGAUGGCAGUCCACUUUGUCCUGGACGGGUGUCUCAUCCAUCAGGACUCGGACGAGGCUCGUCGCCUGGCAGCCCAUAAAGACCUGGCUGAAGAGUCACUUGCAGUGGAUUCUGGACCAGGGGAAGAAAAAACGGACAUUUUGGAUGCACCGAGGGAUGGAGGCGAGGAAGAGGAGGCUGGAGAAGACGACCGAGCGGACAGCGUUGCCUCCAAAACAAACAAUCAGGAGCCCAAAUCUACGAACCAGUUCAACUACAUCCAGAGAGCCUCUCAGACUCUCAACAAUGCACUGCGGGAUAGAAGCUGCCAGACGACACCACCUCCGCGCCGUAACUACUCGGCCGCCGCCAGCCAGUGGGACAUUUAUGACGCCUACGUGGAGGAGCUGCACAAGCAAGAAAUGAAAAAAGAGCAACAGAAGUCCAGGAAAGAUGGCGACAAAAACCAAAAAAAGCUGACGCUGAAAGACACAGCGGGUGACGACAAGCACGAAAUGAGGACGGCCAUCAAGCUUUUGGAGCGAAUGGUCAACCAGAACACCUGUCAUGAAAUAGCACAAGAUUUUAAAUACUUUGAAGACGCAGCGGAUGAAUUUCGUGAGCCGGAGGGCACUCUUCUUCCCCUGUGGAAGUUCAGCUAUGAAAAGGCCAAACUGAUGUGUGUCACCGCCCUCUGCUGGAAUGAGAAGUAUCCGGAUCUGUUUGCUGUUGGACUGGGAUCAUAUGAAUUCAGCAAACAGGGCCGAGGGAUGGUCCUCUUCUACACGCUGAAGAACUGCACCUUCCCCGAGUACAUCUUCCCCACACCGUCCGGGGUCCUGUGCCUGGACAUCCAUAAAAAACAUUCCUACUUGGUGGCCGUGGGCUUCUAUGAUGGCUGUGUGGGCGUGUACAACCUGAAGAACAAGGGACUGGAACCCCAGUACAAGAGUACUUCCAACACUGGCAAGCACACUGACCCGGUCUGGCAGGUGUGCUGGCAGAAAGACGACUUGGACAACAAGCAGAGUUUCUACUCGGUGUCCUCGGACGGUCGUGUGGUGUCUUGGACUCUCAUCCAGAAUGAGCUCAUCUUCUCAGACGCCAUCAGACUAAGUCUAACUGGUCCAGUUUCUGAGGGCCCAGAUGGUCUUGGUGAGGUCACCACAGCUGCUGGUACUUGCAUGGACUUCCACAGGCAGAUGGACUCUCUCUUCCUUGUCGGCACUGAGGAGGGUAACAUACACAAGUGCUCCAGGAGCUACUCCAGCCAGUACCUCCACACCUUCCACGCCCACAACACCGCAGUGGACGCCGUCAAGUGGAAUCCUUUCCACCCACAGGUUUUCAUCUCGUGCAGUUCGGACUGGACCGUCAAGGUCUGGGACCACUCUGUCAGCACUCCCAUGUUCACCUUUGAGCUCAACGCGUCAGUGGGUGAUGUGUCGUGGGCGCCGUACUCCUCCACCGUCUUUGCUGCCGUCACCAUAGAAGGAUUGGUGCAUGUUUUCGACCUGAGCAUCAACAAGUACCAGGCUAUCUGCCAUCAGCCGGUGGUGUCCAGAAACAAGAGCAAGCUGACUCACCUGGCGUUCAAUCCCAUCCAUCCCAUCAUCAUCGUCGGGGACAACCGAGGCUGCGUCAUCAGUCUGAAACUCUCCCCCAACCUCCGCAAGAAACCAAAGUGCAAGAAAGGUCAAGAGUUGCCCGAAGGUCAUGAGGUGGAAGUCGCCAAGAUGGAGAAGAUUCUCAGCCUGCUGCGGGACCCUGAACAGAGUGCCCACUAGUCCCUCAUGGUGCCCACUAGUCCCUCAUGGUGCCCACUAGUACCUCAUGGUAUCUCCUCCGUUCCUUCGAUCGGCUCUUUUCACUUUUGCAGAGGAAGUCUGGUGUUUGUUAGCGAUUGUACGUCAACCUGUUAUCAAAGAGUGUGUUUCAGAACCAAGAAUAACAAAAAAGAUCAGUGGCUAGUCAAUGUUUAGUCCCCACUGUACUGUAAGUAUGCAUGCAAACAUUACUUAGGGUCCUACUUAAAGUUAUUUAAGUGACACUUUUGGCAGGGACUACUUGCAAAAUAUGUUAAAUUUAGAUGCAAAUCUAGUUUAAAAUGUUGUAUGUAAUAAACUUUUGUUAUUUGAGUGGCAAUAAAAUAAAAAAAA
Nerophis ophidion (straightnose pipefish) is the source of this 2488-nucleotide messenger RNA. Its product is annotated as dynein axonemal intermediate chain 1-like. Gene Ontology annotation, biological process: cilium movement; outer dynein arm assembly. Lineage: Eukaryota; Metazoa; Chordata; Actinopteri; Syngnathiformes; Syngnathidae. The coding region runs from base 62 to 2116 and encodes 684 amino acids. Gene Ontology annotation, cellular component: outer dynein arm. The record is from RefSeq and is a predicted model, not a curated record. The transcript is spliced from 20 exons. Gene Ontology annotation, molecular function: dynein light chain binding; dynein heavy chain binding.